Telopea speciosissima is the source of this 1022-nucleotide messenger RNA. Its product is annotated as probable xyloglucan endotransglucosylase/hydrolase protein 23. The coding region runs from base 66 to 962 and encodes 298 amino acids. Lineage: Eukaryota; Viridiplantae; Streptophyta; Magnoliopsida; Proteales; Proteaceae. Gene Ontology annotation, biological process: xyloglucan metabolic process; cell wall biogenesis. Gene Ontology annotation, molecular function: xyloglucan:xyloglucosyl transferase activity; hydrolase activity, hydrolyzing O-glycosyl compounds. The record is from RefSeq and is a predicted model, not a curated record. Gene Ontology annotation, cellular component: apoplast; cell wall. The transcript is spliced from 3 exons.
AGACCUAUAUCAAACAACUUUCCUCCUAAUUAAUUAGUACAGCAUAUCCACUCUUUGAAUUUCUCAUGAUCAUGGCUGCUGCUUCUUCUUCUUCUUCUUCUUUCACUGUUUCACUAGUGUUGGUGUGUGUCCUACUGGGCACCUCUUUAAUGGCUGUCUCUGCUAGUAAUUUGAACCAAGAUUUCACCAUCACUUGGGGCGAUGGUCGUGCCAAGAUGCUCAACAACGGGGACCUUCUCACUCUGUCCCUUGACAAAGCUUCAGGCUCUGGUUUUCAAUCCAAUAACGAAUAUCUGUUUGGGAAGAUUGAUAUGCAGAUCAAGCUCGUUUCUGGCAACUCUGCUGGCACUGUCACCGCUUAUUAUUUGUCUUCAAAAGGGGCAACGUGGGAUGAGAUCGAUUUCGAAUUCUUGGGAAACCUGAGUGGAGAUCCUUACAUUCUUCAUACUAACGUGUUCAGUCAAGGCAAAGGCAACAGAGAGCAGCAGUUUUAUCUCUGGUUCGACCCAACUGCGGACUUCCACACCUACUCCAUCCUCUGGAAUCCCCAAAGAAUCAUAUUCUCAGUGGAUGGGACUCCCAUAAGAGAGUUCAAGAACUUAGAAUCAAAGGGUGUUCCCUUCCCAAACAACCAACCCAUGAGGAUCUAUUCCAGUCUCUGGAAUGCAGAUGACUGGGCCACCAGAGGUGGGCUCAUCAAGACCGACUGGACCCAAGCUCCCUUCACCGCCUCCUACCGCAACUUCAAUGCCAAUGCCUGUGUUUGGUCUUCAUCUGGGUCGUCUUCUUGCAACUCCAAUUCUGCCUCCUCCAACAACUGGUACUCUCAGCAGCUGGAUUCGACGAGCCAACAGAGAUUGAAAUGGGUCCAGAAUAACUAUAUGAUCUACAACUACUGCACCGACACGAAACGAUUUCCUCAGGGCUUUCCUACCGAAUGUACUGCCAUCACUCGAUCUUAGAUAAAUAUACAUACACGCUUAAGGCUCCACGAUCUAUAUCAACGGACUCCACAGGAGUCG